GUUUGUUGAAGAUCGACAAGGCCAGACGCGCUUUCUUGAAAUUCUUCUUCCAGUGCUUCUGGAUGUGGUCUUCUUGCUUGAUAUGAGAAUCAAAAACGGCACAAAGGAGGCAUCUUGCAAGUUCUCUGAAGGCGGCACAACGCUGUUUACAAAAGAGAUUUAGGCAGGCUUGUUCUACCUACUUUUCAAACCACUUUACAAGUCUGGGAGCGCUUAUUUGUUGCUGUCCUUGGCGCUGCAUCACUCCACCCUUUUUGUUUCUUUGAAGUUGUGCCCCUGCGGCUGUAGUGAAAGACAGGCGUUGCGCAAGCCCCUGUUGAGGAAAAAUAGGAGUAGGAGACCGUCAAAUGUGGAGUAGCCUCGCAAAGCAAAGAUGGCUUUCUGUCAAGCUUCCAUUGCGUCUGGACUUGCACUUUUCCUGAACCCAAAAUCGCUCAGGCCGUCAAUUUGCCGUCCCCUGCCACUACAGUCCACUAUAUUACCAAAGCAUGAGAUCUUACCCCCUCAAAGAUCGUCACUUCCACUGGUUGGAAAACACUCUCACCAUGGGGUCAUUAGAGCAGUGUCUGAACGUUCCAGUCUUGACACUGUCAAAUACCCUUUGAACCAAAGGCGACCAGGCAGAGUGAGCAGCGACCCCAUUGCAAAGGCGUUGGAGGUGGUUGCUUCUGGUAGGAGAGGGAGCGGCCUCUCUGACCGGCACAGCAGCGCAAGAGUAUCCAAACGAGGCUCCUUUGUGCUGUCUCGCCUGUAUGAAGCCCAAGGCAUGCUUUUGGGAGGCCGGUCGAAGGGGAGGGGCUCUGCGAGGUGGAAGACAAGGAAGGGCAAAGUGCAGGCAGGGAGUGUCUUGGAGGCAAAGAGCUCAAAGACUGCCGGUUUGCAAGGGGUGGACUCGCCAUACCUGGCGUUGGACUCUGAGGGGCACCGGUGGACGGCGCCACUGAAUCUGAAGGAGCCCCCAACUCUAGUUCAGUACAUGAAGCAGAUUGUGGCUCAGGGGCAGGCGGCACAAGGAGAGACAAUCCUCCCAACUAAAAUGGAGGGCCUGAUGGGAAGUGUGACUGGCCUGAGCAUCGAGCAGCUUUUGACUGAUGAGUCUGUCUUCACCCGCGAGCUGAGUUGGCUGUUUUUGAACUGGAGAGUACUCCAUGUCGCCAUGGACCAGAGAACCCCACUCCACGAGCGCCUCCGCUUUCUUGGAAUUGCGGCCGCCAGCCUCGAUGAGUUCUUUGAGUGCCGAGUUGCCAGCUUGAAGUGGAAGGAAGCGGUCUCUCAAGACGCCAGCGCAAAGCAGGGAACCAGAGGAUGUUGCUCACUGCAAGAACGCCUGAAGAACAUCUCUUUGGCGGUUCAUGACAUCCUCUCUGCUCAGUCCACCGCCCUCCGCGGCAGCAUCCUUCCCGAGCUCCAAAAGCACGGCGUCUCCAUCGCCUCUCAUAGCCAGCUCACCAAUCCCCAGCAAGACAACCUCCGUGACUACUUCACACAGGAGCUGGAACCCCUUCUCACCCCCCUCGCAGUCGAUCCAGGCCACCCUUUCCCGUUCAUCAAGCACUUGUCCCUCAACAUAGCAGUCCUCCUGCGCGACCCGAUCGACGACGCGCACCAGUUUGCAAUAGUAACCGUCCCCUCCAACCUCCCCCGGUGGAAAGCGCUUCCAGGGGGGGCCAGCGCAGACUCACCACAGGCUGGGGCGGUCAUCCCCCUGGAAGAGAUCGUCGUGUCCAACCUUGACCGGCUGUUUGGCGGGAUGGAGAUUCUGUCGGCGCACCCGUUCCGAGCCACCCGCACGAUGCUGGUUUUGGACGAUCUGAAGAAGGGGGAAGAGGACCACUGCGGCGCGGACGAUCAAGGGGAUCUGGCGGCGAUCAUCGCACAAGAGAUGCACGAGCGCAAAUUCAGCCCGUUCGUGCGACUCGAGGUGGACCGCAGCAUGCCGCUCGAGAUGGUGGCGCGGCUAGCCGGGGAGAUGGACCUCGACCUGGAGCAGGACGUCUACACCACAGAGAGCCCUCUCGCUCUGUGCGACUUGCAAUCUCUCCCCGCCCCCACCUCCUCCCCGGCCGCGCUCCACUUCCCCCCUUGGCAGCCAAUCACCCACCCGCGCCUCGCUGACGUCAGCCGUUCGUCAGCGGCCAUUUUCGACGAGAUCCGCGGCGGGGGGGACAUUCUCGUGAAGCACCCGUACCACAGCUUCGUGACCAGCACGCAGGCGUUCUUCGAGGCGGCGGCGCGGGACCCCGCGGUCGUGGCAAUCAAGGCGAUCCUGUACAAGACGAGCGCCAACAGCCCCGUCGUGCAGGCGCUCGUGGCGGCCGCCGAGGCGGGAAAGCAGGUGACGGUUCUGGUCGAGCUGAAGGCCCGCUGCGAGGAGGCCCGCAACAUCAACAUCGCGGAAAUGCUGGAAGACGCGGGCUGCAACGUGGCCUACGGUCUGGUCGGCCUCACGACGCACGCCAAAGCCAGCAUGGUGGUCCGGCAAGAAGGGUCCGAGCACAACACGUACGUCCACGUGGGGACCGGGGACUACAACGUCCGCCAGGCUGCGGCAUACUCUGACGUCAGCCUCUUCAGCUGCGACCCGGAGCUGGGCCGCGACGUGUCCGACUUCUUCAAGUACCUGACAGGGUACCACCGCCAGAAGCGGUACCACUCGCUGCUGAUCGCGCCGCACAGCAUGCACCAGCAGCUGAUCCGCCUGUGCGACACCGAGAUCGAGAAUGCGCGCAAGGGCCUCCCGGCGGGGAUCACCAUCAAGUGCAACGCGCUGGACGAUCGGGUCCUGUGCGCGAGAUUGUACGCAGCAUCGGCUGCUGGGGUGAAGGUCAACCUCAUCGUGCAAGGCAUCUGCCGGAUCCGGCCCGGCGUUCCUGGAAUCAGUGAAAAUAUUCGAGUUGUAAGCAUCGUGGGCCGUUUCUUGGAGCACAGCCGCGUGAUGCGCUUCGAGAACGGCGGCGACCCGCGAUUCUACCUCUCCUCCGGGAACUGCACCACCCGGGACCUCACGCGCCGCGUCGAGCUGGCGCUGCUCGUCAAGGACGACAAGUGCAAACAGGAGCUACAGGACGUUUUGGACCUCUGCUUGAGCGACCGCCGCACCGCCUGGGAGAUGCGCCCCGACGGUCUGUACAGUCUGCCCGCGCCUAGUAACGACACGACCGGUAGUCAUGCAACCGGGACGAGAGACGCCCGCCUGGCCGCGAUUGGGCUGCAAGCCGCGCUGAUGGAGGACCUUCUGAAAGAGCGGGAAAAGGCCAGGAAAGUCGAGAAGUUGAAGAUCAAGGCCACCGCGGGGGGCAAAAGGGAUAGAGUUUAGUGGUUGAAGUAUUGUUUAUGGAGAGCACGUGGUAAAUAGAUGGAUGAUAGAUAGAUAGAGCGCGAGGUGCGGUGCAAGUGUACAGCUUAAUAACGCCAUUGCGAAACCGUAGCUUGACAUUGCCGAUAGAAGUUAGCCUAGUCAAAGAGGGGCGACUGUGUCGGUUUACACAAUUGCUUGAGCGUGUCUGUAUGAUGAUUGUUCCGAGACUUCGUAGGAGUCUUCUACAACUGCUCGAGUAGGCCAGCUAGGCAGGUUGUAGUCGAGGCGCUGGUAGGAUAGGGUUAGCAUUUGAAUCCGAAAAGGGGGGGGGAAUUGUGUGGCAUCAAGAGAGCUAGAACCUAGUCAGGGUAGAUAGAUACAGAUUCGAUAUCAUGUUCUUGAACAUUGCUUGAGACCAACAAACUUCCAGACCUUGUGUUUAUACUUGCUGACUUCAAACCAACUGAACCAA
Klebsormidium nitens is the source of this 3770-nucleotide messenger RNA. Lineage: Eukaryota; Viridiplantae; Streptophyta; Klebsormidiophyceae; Klebsormidiales; Klebsormidiaceae. The record is from the annotation of a GenBank genome assembly.